Molecule: messenger RNA, 5135 nt
Organism: Oncorhynchus tshawytscha (Chinook salmon)
Lineage: Eukaryota; Metazoa; Chordata; Actinopteri; Salmoniformes; Salmonidae
Product: transmembrane protein 198-B
Exons: 6
Coding region: 1658-2776 (372 amino acids)
Biological process (GO): positive regulation of canonical Wnt signaling pathway
Cellular component (GO): cytoplasmic vesicle; plasma membrane
Source: RefSeq, a predicted model, not a curated record
GGACAGAAAGUUUCUGAUUUUUGCAAUGUUACGUAGAUGGAAAAAAGCUGUCCUUGAAAUGGUCUUGAUAUGUUCUUCAAAAGAGAGAUCAGGGUCCAGAGUAACGCCGAGGUCCUUCACAGUAGCACCCUCAGCACCUGUAGCACCCUCAGUAGCACCCUCAGCACCAUAGCCAUUUCCUGUGGCUAUGCCCUCAAAUCAAAUCUGAUUCAUAUCGGGCAUAUCAGAGGUGGGGCGGCAGGGUAGCCUAGUGGCUAGAGCAUUGGACUAGUAACCGGAAGGUUGCAAGUUCAUAUCCCCGAGCUGACAAGGUACAGAUCUGUUAUUCUGCCCCUGAACAGGCAGUUAACCCACUGUUCCUUAUGUGCCCACAUUGAAAGUAAGAAUUUGUUCUUAACUAAAAAAUAAAAAAAAAUUUAAAAGAGGUGGGACCGGGACCUUUGUUCUGUUGACCUUUACUACGACACCAAUACUUACUGCCCCUUAAAACUCAACAUUGGUGUUGAGGAGAAAUGUAUCACUGUGUGUGUGUGUGUGUGUGUGUGUGAAGGGCAUUAUAAUAUCAUUAGAUGCUAAUACACUUUGAAUAUUUGUCUAGGGUAUUGGCCAUCAACCUUUUACUGCAUUAAAAGUCUCUAUGAAAUGUGAACUUAUGUGCCCACAUUGUUUUCCUUUGUCCUAUAUUAGCAUUUAACAAGUGCUGGAAACUCUGUGGUCCAUACACAGAUUAAAAGAUGGGUUUUUAUUUAUGUUAAAUAUUUGUUUGUAUUGAUGUUAUUUAUUAGGUUUAACUAAAGGGGAAAAGUAAGUUGUGUUAAAUACAGUAGGUUGCAACUUGAAAUAUAGAUUUGUUAAUCAUAUAACAUAACAGUUGGCGUUGAAUCAUAUAUUUGGUUUCAACAAAUGUAGUUUUUUAUUUUAUUUAUUUAGAACAUAACUAAUUUACUUGUAACUUGUUGAAGCAUAUCUUUUUUUACAGUACAGGCCACAUAGGCACCAAUACUGUCGGCAGUUUUAUGGAUGAUUAGGCCUACAUUUUACAUCUCACAUGUGGGCUAUAUUAUAGGCCCAUAGCCAACCUAGACAUAUUUAUUAAGUAACCUAUAUGGACCACUGCCACAGCUACGUAAAGGCAACUCCGAACACUGGAUGUAUUUAGUUGAUGUUUAGAAUAGUUCAACAAAAGAAGUGUAUGCAGAACAUCUCACAUGGGUCGGGCCCACUGUCCUCCAUAUUUUGUCCUCGAGCGCUUCCUCCCUCUUAUCCUCAUCCAUCCAGCCCUGCACUUUUCCCUAGAAUGGUAUGCCCCAGAAUGGUAUGCCCCGGCAUGAGCCUAUUGAUGCGAUAUGUCUCCUCCGUACCCUCUGGUAGCUCAUUAUUAUUCUUGUCGGCACUCUGCAAAGCCUCGAAUGUGGAUUGGACGAAGAUGUAGGGGAGUGAGUAUCAAAAUGAGGGACGCCGAAGGAGUCGUUUUUGGACAAGAUGCGGACAGAAUGGUUGGGGCAGUGCUUCGUAGGAUGCUGAGGCUUUUCGAUGGUGGAUUCUUGUGGAUGGGAAAUGCUCCCUAAUCUUCCCUGCCCUCCUCCUCCCUCUCCUGAAAACCCCAAUCCAUCUCUCGUUCUCACUUUCUCCAUCACUCCAUCACUCCCUGGUCGCCAUGACGUCCUCGCUGCAAACGCUGGGGCUUAAGCUGGCCCCGCCCCCUCAGGACCUAAACCCUGAGCGGUUGGACGGCUGCGAGGAGACGGGCCGGCGCUACAAAGUGGUUCCCUCCGUCGUGUGUUCCAUGUGUUGCCUCUUCGGCAUCAUCUACUGCUUCUUCGGCUACCGUUGUUUCAAGGCGGUGAUGUUCCUGACGGGCCUGAUGUUCGGCUCCAUCGUCAUCUUCCUGUUGUGUUAUAAGGAGCGCGUCCUGGACACCCAGCUCAGUGUUGAGGCCUCUGUGGGCAUCGGCCUGGGCAUCGGCACCCUCUGUGGCCUGGUCACCAUGCUGGUUCGCUCCGUGGGUCUCUUCAUGGUGGGUCUCCUCCUGGGCCUCUUGGUGGCUGUGGCCACCCUGGUGGGCAUGGAAGAGCUGUCCAACAGCCCCCCAAGGUCGGUCUGGGUCCCCCUGGGGGUGCUGCUCGGCCUGGGCAUGCUGUUCGCCGUUCUCACCCUCCAAUGGCAGCGCUUCUUCACCACCGUGUCCACGGCCGUGUUCGGGGCGGCGGUGAUCACCGUGGCGCUGGACUACUUUGUGGAGCUGUUUGCCCUGGUGCUGUACCUGUACGAGAGGGUGAAAGCGGCGCCCAGGGGGAGACCCGUCUGCUGGAUCACCUGGGUGGUGCUGGGGGUGUGGCCUGUUCUGACGCUCCUGGGAGUGCUAAUACAGUGGAAGGUGACAGCAGAGGGAUACUCCCACACCAAGGUGAUCAUCAGUCGUCAGCAGCGGCGGGUCCAGCUGAUGCGUAUCCGUCAGAAGGAGGAGCGGAGGGACCGCAGCAGGAAGAGGAAGAAUAAGCAACAGAGAGACUCCACCCACAGCUCUCACCCUCCCAAACCCCUGCACCCUGAGCCCGCCUAUCGCAGGAAACCCAACCCUAUACGACGCUUUGACGGGGACGUCCUAUCGCCUAGUUACAUCCAGAGUUUCCGGGACAGACAGGUGGAGGCUAGGCCGUAUCCUGGAGGGGGCAGACUGAUGGGGGGAGGGGCUCACACCAAUGUGGAUGUGGACUAUGACUGCGGCUCCACCACGCCCCUCACUGCGGCUGCAGGCCCCUUACUACGAGUCUGAACACUCCCCUAACCACUGGUCUGACCACACACCCCAGAAACCUGUACAGCAGUAUGAAUCUGGCAGCCACAUCACACCCCCCAAAAGGUGUGACCACACCCCCGUAGGCCUGUAUUGCAGUUUAGGUCUGACUGACCACUCCCCCACCACAAUGCUGGAGCCAAUCAGAGUAUGUGAAUAGUAAAGGUCUAAACUCUUUUUUUCUGUUUCACACACACACCAGCCACAUGCAUGAAAAUACUGUACACACAUCCACAAACACUGCAGUGGAACUGGACCUGGUGGACAGAGAGAGAAAUACAGGGCCUCCAACUGGAUGGAUAGAUGUUAGCCGAGGCUUCUCUCUCUCCAUCCAGCCUCCAGCCAGUCUCCAUCAGGACACCGUUUAAAGAAGCAUGGCUCAGGUUUCGAACGAGGCAUCGUUUUACCACGGACACCGGAAUACAAUCGUCUCUCUUCAGGAUUUUGAAAAGAUUUUAAAGUGUGUUAACUGCUCGGCAGUCUUAAUUCCUCAAAUCGUUCUCUGUCCUCAACAGGCAGUUCCUUUGUACUGCAUUUCUAUGGUUCCAUCCUUCUAUGGAGUUGGGACCUUUUGAUGAGAACUGACUAGUAAUAAACACCCCUGCUCUGUGCCAUGCUCUGUGCCAUGCUCUGUGCCAUGCCAGCCCAACAACAGAUCACCUCCUGGGAAGGAGAAGAAUAUGUGUCUUUUAAGAGGAAGCAUUAUGCAUUCUUGGUGCUGGGUGAUAUCCGUCUUUGGAAAGCAGGUUGAACUCCCCCUUCUUUAACGGAGGUUGGGAGAUCCGGUGGAUUUAUGGGUGCCUUGUGAUUGCCCUUACUUGGACUGUACCAUUCAGCGGUGGGAUAGGGGUUAUCGGCAGUGGUCACUGAAUGAGACAUGUGAGAGACUAUAUGAUAACGUGCUAUAUUAUUAUAGUGACAGACAACAAAGUUGUUGCGAUAGGAAUGAGGGUAGGCCUAUGUCUAGCAGAGGAGCAACAGUGAACCAAUCAGGGAGCAAGCAAGGAAACAGUGGAUGGGGAUUGGUCUAACCUGCCCGGGGCUCUACCAAAAGGAACACUACAGGAAGUCAGCACGGGGUCAAUAAAGAGUUCAAAACAGAAAGGGGUCAGAAUAAAAGAUCGACCAAUACAACGAGAGUAUUGACCACUCCCCCUCCACUCUACAGAGAGGACCAUUCAGGUCACAGAGGAUAGCCUAACAAAGAACCCCUACAUAAUGUGCAUUGGUGUUUUGAAUAUGGGCCAAAACAUUCUGUCUGUAGUGUAUCAGUAAAUGACAGGACGUCUAUGGUUUUAUUCUUGUCUUUGACUCAGACUGUGAUAAUAUAAUACAGGCUUGUUGUUAUUAUUAGGAUUGCCCCCAUUGGGCUGUGGUGUCAGGGCAUGGUAUAAGAAUCGGAAGUUCCUUUCCCAGAAUCUUCCAGGGGAAACCUACCUGGCUGCAUGACUCAGUGGUUCCUUCCUGUUCCUGUCCCCCUCUCUUAUCUGUCUCCCGUGGCAUUGUCCUCCUCACCUCACCAGACAAUGGUUCCUAUCCCCCUCUAGCCUGAUCGCCCCACAUCUAACAACCACGUGCAUAGUUCGUAACACUUCUCAUGAAUGGCUUCUUUAAUAAUGCAUUAUAAGCACAUGUAUAAUGCCUUAUGAGCUAUGUAUAAUGCACUAUAAUGCAUAGAGAUUAAAUUGUUAUUCAUGAGCACUUAUUAUGCGCUUAUUGUACAUUAUGAAGAGCGCAUUCUUAGGAAGUGUUAGCAAAUUAGCCUGAGUGCCAGUCUUGUUUAAGCCAUCAUGUCAACUCCUUGCCACUCAAUGUCUUGUCAAACAUGCUUUAGCAUGACAAUGAGUGACAAGGAGUUUGCUUGGUAGCACAAGCAGAUCUGGGACCAGGCUAUGACAGAGAUGGCGGUACAGCACAAACAGUAGAGAUGUGUAACUCCUCACUAUCUCCCUCCGGUGUGCAUUCUUCUGACCUUCUGUCUUGUACAUAAACAACACUGUUACAGUACUUUUUUCCUUGUAUUUCUUGCUUAAUUUGAUUGUUUUAGUUUUUCUCAUGGGUUUAUUUUAGGAUACUUGAUUUUAUUUAUAUGAAAUAAUGUGUCCUUUCUGAAGUACUGUAUGUAUAUUUAUUAAUCAGGUAAUUUAUUGACAUUUUGACUUCAGGAGUGCAGCCUCAUAAAUGUAGGCUGGUGAUAUUCCAUGCUUCUUAUUAAAAGUAUUAUUAUUAUUAUUAUUAUUAAAGCAUGUGUUUUUAUGGGCCUAUAUAUGAUAAACAAAGUGAUUCUACAAUGUCUUUGGCUGUUAAUUCAACACACACACACACACACACACACACA